This is a messenger RNA of Ctenopharyngodon idella (grass carp), 4907 nucleotides long. Its product is annotated as collagen alpha-1(XXV) chain. The record is from RefSeq and is a predicted model, not a curated record. NCBI's taxonomy places the organism in Eukaryota, Metazoa, Chordata, Actinopteri, Cypriniformes, Xenocyprididae. The transcript has 34 exons. The coding region runs from base 1 to 1641 and encodes 546 amino acids.
AUGUCCAAUGGAAUACGGGGUCCACCUGGCCCAAAAGGUGACAAGGGUGAUCAAGGCGACCAGGGACCACGGAUGGUCUUCCCUAAGAUAAAUCAUGGCUUUCUUUCUGCUGAUCAACAACUCAUUAAACGUCGACUCAUUAAGGGUGAUCAGGGUCAAGCAGGGCCCCCAGGACCUCCUGGGCCUCCAGGCCCCCCAGGCCCCAGGGGACCUCCAGGAGACACAGGCAAAGAUGGUCCUCGGGGAAUUCCAGGGCUCCCAGGAGACCCUGGAAAUCCAGGGGAGAUCGGUCAAAUGGGACCCGAGGGCCCUCCUGGACAGAAGGGUUCCAUUGGGCCACCUGGUAUUCCAGGUAUCGAUGGAAUAAAGGGUGACAGAGGUGAACAGGGUGAGAAGGGAGACAUGGGAGAGCAGGGGCCGAAAGGUGACACUGGAGAGAAGGGUAAUGCAGGAUCCUCUGCCGCUGGAAUUAAGGGUGAGCCAGGAGAGCCAGGACGUGGAGGACAAAAGGGUGAGCCAGGACUUCCAGGGCUGCCUGGACUCCCCGGGAUUAAGGGUGAACCUGGUUUCUUUGGGCCUCAAGGUGAGCCUGGGCUUCCAGGCCUGCCAGGAACUAAGGGUGAAAGAGGGGAACCUGGACCGUUUGGCAAGGGUGAACGUGGUGAGACAGGUCCAGCAGGACACAAGGGAGAGCAGGGGGAACCAGGAGCACCAGGCCCAAAAGGUUCAAAGGGGGAUGCAGGAGACAAAGGUGAUGUAGGCCCAACAGGAUCACAAGGGCCACCUGGGGAGAAAGGUGAACAGGGUACAACUGAAAUCAUAGACUACAAUGGAAACAUUCAAGAGGCUCUUCAGAAGAUAACUACUAUUACAGUUACGGGUCCCCCUGGACCUCCGGGGCCAGUUGGACCAAAGGGAAUGAAGGGUGAUCAGGGUGUUCCUGGACUUCCUGGACUGGAUGGAGAAAGGGGUCACAAAGGUUCAAAGGGUGAUAUGGGAAUCCCUGGAAUAUUAGGAGAAAAGGGAUCAAUGGGUCUUCCUGGCUUACAGGGUGUGAAUGGUCUGAAAGGAGACAAAGGAGACACUGGCCUUCCUGGUCCUCAGGGACCAUCAAUUAUUGGGCCCCCUGGAGCACCUGGUCCACAUGGACCACCUGGACCCAUGGGUCCUCAUGGAUUCCCUGGCCCAAAGGGGGAACCAGGGUUGCAUGGUCUCAAGGGACUGCGAGGGGAGACUGGGUAUAAGGGUGACAGAGGACCCCUGGGUCUCCCUGGAGCAUCUGGCUUGGAUGGCAAGCCGGGACCCAGGGGUAUGGAUGGACCAAUCGGGGCUCCUGGUCCAGCAGGUCCAAAAGGAGAUAGAGGUGAGAAGGGUGAUGUUGGUGAUCCUGGACCCAGAGGGCCAUAUGGGUUACCUGGAGCUGCUGGAACACCUGGAAUGGAUGGGUUACCAGGCUUAAAGGGAGACAAGGGCGACGUGGGGGAAAGAGGAGAAAAGGGUUUCCGGGGCUUUAAGGGUGAAAAGGGCGAGCCAGGUCAGCCUGGCCUGGAUGGGCUGGAUGCCCCGUGCCAAUUGGGCCCAGAUGGACUUCCAAUGCCAGGCUGUUGGCAGAAGGGUGUCACACCUUGGCUGGUGGCUUGAGAAAGCCAGAAAAGCGUGAUUGCUGGAUUUCUUUAUUGCAAAGAGGUCAGUGUGGCAUCUGGCCCUCCUGCGCCUUGCCGUUGCUCUGCCUUGUAGUGAGAGUGACAACUUACAAAUUCAAAUUAUCCAAAGAGCAGGACACAAGAUGCAUCCACCAUCUACGGCUGCUCCAGAGUAAGCUAGGCAGCUGAAACUCAGAAAUCCUUGAAAAAGGAUGGUGUACGUGAGCAUGGGAAGUUGCUACAUUCAUCCCUCCACUGGCAAAGCUAUGUUUGUUCUCUUGUCAGUGGGGUUCUUUUCGUAGCAGUGAGCUACACAGAUCUACUGAGAACAGCAGGAUGGCAUAUCUUUAAUUAUGACUUUUUGCUCAUUGUUUGAUUUGUUCAUUUUGUGUAUUUGUGCAUGAAGUAAUUUGUCAUUCCUUCCUUUUUUGAGAAUAAUUAUUUCUUUUGUAAUCUUUGAGUUGUAGAGAUAACAUUUCAGUGUAUCUUUAGCAGCUAUAAAGGCUCAUAAAUGCUGUUCAUGUAUUGUUGGAGCUGAAAGUGUUAUAUUCUUCAUGACUUUCUUGGGGUGUCUAAGGGAAUGGGAAAGUUGGGGGACUGUGGUUUUGUGGCACUGAAAUUCUGAGUAACCAUAACAAAAACAUUCAAAAUCAAUCAGUAUUAGUCGCCACAAUCAAAUACAAUGUUAAUGUACAGUACAAGGUGCAAACAUGCCUUAGUCAGCAAUGAUUAUCAUUUUAUAGCCUAUAAUAUGCCAGCACCGCUACAUUCCAGAGUUCAUUUAUUUUUACAGCUUUAAAACCAUUUUGACUAUUACUUUAAACUUUUUAAUGAGGCUUCAGCCACAAUUGAUACAUUAAAACAUGCAUGAUCACAGCACUGCUGGUGUUAUAAUGGGUUUUCUGUCUGGAGGUGGCAGGAUUAUGGUUUCUCUCAACCUCUGAUGGGCAUUUAAGAUCAUGAUAACAACAAUGCAGAAAUGUUGUACUGAAAGAAGUUUUGUAUUUACUGAAUUUAAUGAUUAUUAGAUAAUUUAAUAAUAAUAAUAAUUGUAAUUUCUUUUUUGGCUGUUUCUUACUUUUUUUCUUUUUUUUUCUUUCUUUUUUUUUUCCUUUUACUUGCUAUACUGCAACAUUCAGCAGGUAUUCCUGAUAAUAUGAAAGUUGAAAUACCUUUCACCAUAAGGUGUUUUACUUCUGUUCAUGCUCAGAUGCAGUUGCAGACAGUGUGAUGAUUAUAGUUCUGAUGACAAGAUUUUGAUGAAAUAUUGACUGGAAAUUUGAAGGAAUUAAUCUGAAAUGUAACUGGAAUGAAUCUGAAAUGGAAUGUCUCUACUUCUUUUUUCUCUUUUUCAUUCUUUCUCUCCAUCUCUUGUUGCAUUAAAUUUAGAUUAAUAUAUGUAUAGUGGACUAUAAAUGCACAGUUAAAUAUUUUUCCUUUUUUUUAAAGUGCAAUUUAUAUUUCUUUUUUUAUGUACUGAUGUAAUGUGCACCAUACACAGAUGUGUUUUGAUGCCAGUUACUCUGCCACAUUGAGACUGAAAACAGAAAUGGCUAAGCUGGAUAUUUCAAAUUCAAUGCCUGGCCAAAAAAAAAAAAAAAAAAAGUCACUGUUUGGAUUUAAAUAGUCUAUGACUGGAUCAUUACUGCAUUGAUUAUAAUGAUUUUAGCAUGUUAUAAUGUUUUGCAACUUCUAACCCUAAUUGAUGGAGUGUGUAUCUUUUCAUUAAGCUUUUCAUCAUUUAUUUCCAUCAAGAGGUGACUCAAUUUUUGGUUAUUGACAAUGCAAGAGUCAAGCACUCUGUAAAGUCUACUCCAGCACAUCCCAAAGACUUUCAAUGAAUUUAAGGUCUGGACUCAGAGGUGCCAAUUCAUGUGUGAAAAUGAAUGAUUCUUCAUGCUCCCUCCCAACCAUUCUUUCACAAUUUGAGCCCGAUCUUGACAUGGUCAUGAUGUGUCUUCCAACAUGGUUGUUUAAGAAAUGAAAAGCUACACACCCCAUCAAUUAGGGUUAGAAUAACUGUUAUCUAACAUAACAUGAUAGAAACAUAAUCACUGUAAUAAUGAUCCAGUCAUAGACUCUUAAGUAUCUGCCUAUUUAAUUUUUUUUUUUUUUUUUUUUUUUGGCCUGGCAGUGUAUUUGUUUUCAAAAUUUUGAAUUUUUCACAUUUUCAUAAACAUGUAUAGACAUUUUCAUAAACAUUUCAUUUGUGUUCAUUUAUUGUUACUAUUAUAACGUCACAAUGUUUUUAAAGAGAUUUUUAUAUAUAUAUAUAUUUAUAUAUAUAGAAAGGCAUGGGCCAAAUGUGACUUUCAAACUAAUGUUUGCUCAUUCGUUUAACUUUCAAACCAUGCAUUUCUGAAAACAUUUCCUUGUUUUGUUUUCCUCUUUUUCCACCAAGAUAGGUUUAUUACAGAAAAUUCAAUUACUUUGUUUUCCUAAUCUUUGUAAGUUAUGACAAUUUAUGAUUUUCUAGAUAUGUGUUUGUUCAAUGUUUCAACUGCUUGUUUGAUUUACCUUGUGCUCCAAUUGAUUGAUUUCCCCCAAAUGUAGAUACAUAUGUUGCAGAUGUAGACACACACACACAGAGAGAGACAAAGAUUUGAACAAAAUAUAUUGUUCAUAAUUUGAUCGUGUUAUUGUAGUGAAAAUUGUGAAUUUGUUUGCUGUGAUUAUCAAAUUAUCAGUUAUAUAUAAUGUAUAUUAGAUCUGCAAGAUUUGUAAUGUUUUUUAAAAAAGUAUUUUCUGCUCACCAGGGCUGCAUUUAUUUGAUCCAAAAUACAGCAAAAACAGUAAUAAUGUGAAAUAUUUUUACAAUUUAACAUAACUGUUUUCUAUUUGAAUAUAUUUUAAAAUGCAAUUUAUUUCUGUUGGCAAAGCUGAAAUUUGAGCAUCAUUACUCCAGUCUUCAGUGUCACAUGAUCCUUCAGAAAUCGUUCUAAUAUGCUAAUUUGCUGCUCAAGAAACAUUUAUUAUUACUGUCACUUUUGAUCAAUUAAAUGCAGCCUUGGUGAGCAGAGGAGACUUCUUUUAAAAACCUUUUAAAAAAUCUUACCGAUCUAAAACUUUUGAACUGCAAAAAAAAUCUGUAAAAAUCUCUGUUAUUUCUCACAUUUCUCAAUUCUUGUGCUAUAUGCUAUUAAUUUUUACUAAUUGCCACAAGAUUGUUAAUUGUUGUGCGUGUCCAUGGCUCUGGACACUUAAUUUCAAACUCAUGUUAUGUGAUAUUCUGUUGGAGCCAAAUAAAAUCUGUUUUUUUCCAAG